Messenger RNA from Xiphophorus maculatus (southern platyfish), 1116 nucleotides. It is a transcript of the gene psme3ip1, whose product is annotated as family with sequence similarity 192 member A. The transcript has 8 exons. The record is from RefSeq and is a predicted model, not a curated record. Lineage: Eukaryota; Metazoa; Chordata; Actinopteri; Cyprinodontiformes; Poeciliidae. Gene Ontology annotation, cellular component: nucleus. The coding region runs from base 88 to 846 and encodes 252 amino acids.
GGUUGUCGGACCUUUUUCAGCGUAACACCAGGCGGUGAUAAAUAAGAGCAGGUUGUUAACCGCUAGCCGUAAACUCGGGUCGCUCCGAUGGCCGGGGGAGAAGCGACGGGCGUCGACCUCAGCAGGAAGUUUGUGUCCGAGUCGGAGCUCGACGAGAGGAGGAAGAAGAGGCAGGAGGAAUGGGAGAAAGUCCGGAAGCCCGACGACCCGGAGGAGGUCCCGGAGGAGGAGUACGACUCCCGCUGCCUGUAUGACCGGCUGCAGGAGCAGAAGGACAAGAAACAGCAGGAAUUUGAGGAGCAGUUCAAGUUCAGAAACAUGGUGAGGGGACUGGACGAGGACGAGACCAGUUUCCUGGACGAGGUUUCCCGGCAGCAGGUCCUGGUGGAGAAGCAACGCAGGGACGAGGAAAAGCAGGAGCUGUUGGAAUACCGAAGCGCUUUGGUCAAGCAAGCGUCAGCAUCCGCGGAGAGUCGGAGAGAGUCAGAAAAGAAGGCGGGGCCUAAACAGUCAGGGGCGGAGCCAAAGACCAGCCACCUGUCUCAGGCUCAUUUAUUAGUGGGAGCUGUGAAGAGACGCAGCUCCUCGCAGUCGUCAGACGGCGGCAAGAAGCCGAGGGUGGAGAACACGAGAGGAAUUGGAGACAGACUCGCAGAGCAGGACGGAGGAAGCAGGGAAGUUGAGGACCGCCGAGCCGUCCCCGGCCUCACGGCAAAGACGCCGCCGUCGGCCGCCCACGGCAUGCUGCACCUGCCGUCGGCGGCCGUGUGCGUCGGCGUCUUACCGGGACUGUGCGCGUACUCCGGCAGCAGCGACUCCGACAGCAGCUCGGACAGCGAAGUUUAAGCCGACCCCCCCGAACCACAGCGACUGCAGGCUGUGCUAUUGGCUGAGGGAACAGAGACUGACAGCUGUGGAGCGAAGAAGAGAGGCCCCUUUAGGACUCACUGUAGGAUUUUACGUUUGAUGUGUUUUAUCAUCAGAGGAAACUUCUUUCUGUCUCAGAUGUUGAAAUAUUCUGUGUUUACAGACAGAUUUGUGAGAGUGUGUGACAGAACGACGGCGCUCCCUGCAACUGUCAUGUUGUAAUAAACUGAUUUAUUGAUCAGUAUCUAA